Messenger RNA from Racocetra persica, 146 nucleotides. NCBI's taxonomy places the organism in Eukaryota, Fungi, Glomeromycota, Glomeromycetes, Diversisporales, Gigasporaceae. The record is from the annotation of a GenBank genome assembly.
GAGUAGAUUGGGAAUGUAUUGGGAAAAAACCUGAUGUUAUGGUGUUGGUAGAGCAUAAAGAAAAAAUUAACGAGCUUUUAUAUGUUGAAUGUUCAUGUAUUCUCUGUACCAAACAAAAAAAAGCUGAUAUUAGUAUGAAGUUAUAG